Molecule: messenger RNA, 2291 nt
Organism: Paramacrobiotus metropolitanus
Lineage: Eukaryota; Metazoa; Tardigrada; Eutardigrada; Parachela; Macrobiotidae
Product: OTU domain-containing protein 5-B-like
Exons: 11
Coding region: 244-1812 (522 amino acids)
Biological process (GO): protein deubiquitination
Molecular function (GO): cysteine-type deubiquitinase activity; K63-linked deubiquitinase activity
Source: RefSeq, a predicted model, not a curated record
UCGACAGAUGGCAUCUCUUCGACAAAUGAACCAAACACACGGUUGCACACCGUUUGUUUACGUUUUUCACUUUUUCUAAUCGUAAAUUUCAAUAAGUACCGUUUAACUUCGUUUUGCUGGCGUACCACAUGAUUUGUAUUCUAUAAUGUGGUCAGAGAAAAGUCACAUGGGUUUUCUUAAAAAUUAAUAUGCUUUUGUAAUAAGUCUGCAACAUUUCCCACGUGACUGCAAGUUCACGAAGCCAUGCGGUACUCGUACCGUCGUACGUACUCGUAUGAUCAGUAUGAUGAUUGUUAUCCUUGCAUCCCUGCAUUACGAAACACUGCUCUGUAUUCGAGACUUCAAAACGUUGGAUCCAUACAGAGACACACGACCGCCACGAUGACUAUUCUUCCAAAGAAAAAGAUCCCGAAAGAGAGAAACGAGGAUCGCGCCAGCACAUCCCGGGGUCAUCAUGCGUCCGCGGGUAAUUUGAAUCAACAGACCAUUCAAGGAUCUCUUCCCUAUAGUCUCCUUCAAGACGCCGUUACAAGUGCCCAGAAUCCUGGAACACUGAAUACCGUGCUAAACUCUUUCUCUUCGUCACCCCUUCCAGGUCCGUCGCGCUCAUCCAGCAUUCACAGACUGGGAGAUCAAGUUCCGAUUUCCACAGCGCCUCCCGCGCACUACAUUAGCAAAGCGAACCGCAAUAAGAAGCAGAAAGUUUAUUCGGACGACGAGGAGAACGACACAGAAAGUGAUGGUAGUCAAGGAAAUAUACAGCAUUGUUCGUCCUCGCUUCUCUCCAUUUCUCCCGAUAAACUGCCGGACAAUGAUGGCCACAACAGCGAUGAUGAGCGCUGCGGUUAUGAGGGUUUAAGUGCGGAAGAAUGGGCACAGAAAGAGGCUGCCUUUGCGAGAUUGUUAAAAGAAAAACGAGGGUUCGUUAUCAAACUCAUGAAAGAGGAUGGCGCGUGCUUAUUUCGAGCCGUCGCUGACCAGGUGUAUGGAGAUCAGGAGAUGCACGAUAUGGUACGGCGGCAGUGCAUGGAUUACAUGGAACGAAACGAGGAUUAUUUCUCGCAGUAUAUUACGGAAGAUUUCCAACAGUAUGUUGAAAGGAAGCGAAACUUAAGUGCCCAUGGAAAUCACGUGGAGAUACAGGCUAUGUCCGAAGUGUAUAAUCGAAGAAUUGAAGUGUAUCAGUAUGAUAUCGAUCCUAUAAACGUUUUCCAAGGGACUCAUCCGCAGGAAAACGCUCCGAUUCGCGUCAGUUAUCAUAUGAAGAGUCACUACAAUAGUGUGAUUGAUCCUUUCGCCGCCACCGUCGGCGUUGGACUGGGGCUUCCUAAUUUGCAGCCGGGGUUGGCUGAGCAAGGACUGGUGGCGCAAGCUGUCGGUCAAUCUGAACAGGAUGUCAUCGAAAAGCAAAUGCUUCAAGAUAAACUCCUUGCUUCCGACUGGGAAGCAACUGACGAAGCCAUUGAGCAGCAAAUCGCUCAAGAAUCCUACCUGGACUGGCUAAAACAUCACGAAAAAAAGAGUUGUGAUAAUGGAAGUGAUACCAGUGGUCCAAGUACGUCUUCCUUAUCGGAAAGUGAUUCUAGUCGUGGGGAAAAAUCAAUUCCGAAUCGAGAAGGAUCUCCAAAACUAAUUGACUCGCCUAGCAAAACUCACAUCUUGGAUCGACUGAACGAUCUUCCUCCAUCUUUAUUUGGUUUGAAUGACUGGGACGAAGAGGAUGGUGAUAUGCUUGCGCAGGUUUUGGCAGCGUCGCAGGCUGAGUAUCUGGAAUCGCUAAAGCAUCGCGAUGGGAAUUGCAAGAAUCCGUAAGCACUGCAGUGUCGACCAUCCGAAAGCGGCAUUUUCCGUCGAUUGGACAAGUUGCUAGCGCAAGUGAACCAAGUUUUAAGGAAAUUUUGCCAAAGAACACUACUAAAGCGGAGCAGUAAACGCAGAUCUUUUCGCUGUUUCUUAUUACGGCUAUGGAAAAGUUGGAAAUUAGUGAAAGACGUGUAUAAUGGGUUUUGGGCUGUGGGGGAUUUUUGUUUUGUAUAAUACUAUAACAGCGCAUUUGAUGUGCAGAGAUUGUAGUGUUUUAAUGUGGCACGGUGCUCAUUUCAUCCUUUUCGGUGAAUUUAUGAAGUUAUUAGACGUGUUAGAACUUAAGAAUUAUUCUGGAUUUCCUUUCGCAAGGAAGUUUUAAUCGUCAAAUGUUUAUGUUUUGUUUAAUAACAGAAACCUUUCUUGUGAUUAAAACGUGCAAUUAACUUUCUUUUUGUGCUUACUCAUUCUAAAGUGUUUUGUAAAAU